Molecule: messenger RNA, 5524 nt
Organism: Sus scrofa (pig)
Lineage: Eukaryota; Metazoa; Chordata; Mammalia; Artiodactyla; Suidae
Gene: MIOS
Product: meiosis regulator for oocyte development
Biological process (GO): positive regulation of TORC1 signaling; cellular response to amino acid starvation
Cellular component (GO): cytoplasm
Molecular function (GO): protein binding
Source: RefSeq, a predicted model, not a curated record
GAGCCUGGGCGGGGCUCUCGGUGGGGAACUCCCCUUCCGAGGCCCAGGGGCGUCCGAGAGUCCGCGCGAGGCGCGGUGGUCGGGUCGUGCAGAGCGGCAGGGUGGCCCAGGUUACCGGCCGCGGCCGCCAUCUUGCCGGCGUCUGGUCUCCCGCGGCGGGAGGGGCGGUGACCAGGCCGGAAGCGGCAGUACGGCUGCCGCGCUGCCUCCCAGUGCUAUUAGAGAUGUCCUGGUGAGGAAUACAGAAUCAGCAUGGCUUUCUUUUGCUCAGAAACACUUGUUAAACUUGAAGAUCUGGAGGCUGGAAGUCUGAGAUCCGGGUGCCAGUAUAAUCCAGCUCUGGUGAUGGCUCUCUUGCUAGCUCACAGACAGCUGCCUUCUCCCUGUGUUUUUACAUGGGGAGAGAGUCCUGGUUUUCGGUGAAUGGACCUAACUGGACUCUUUGAGAUCAUCAAUAAACAUGAGUGGUACCAAACCUGAUAUACUGUGGGCACCACACCAGGUGGAUAGAUUUGUUGUAUGUGACUCUGAACUUAGCCUUUAUCAUGUGGAAUCAACUGUGAAUUCAGAACUCAAAGCUGGGUCUUUACGUUUAUCUGAAGACUCUGCAGCUACAUUACUGUCAAUAAAUUCAGAAACACCCUAUAUGAAAUGUGUCGCUUGGUAUCUCAAUUAUGAUCCUGAAUGUCUCCUAGCAGUUGGACAAGCAAACGGUCGAGUUGUACUUACAAGUCUAGGUCAAGAUCAUAACUCAAAGUUCAAAGAUUUAAUAGGAAAAGAAUUUGUUCCAAAGCAUGCACGACAGUGCAAUACCCUGGCAUGGAAUCCACUGGAUAGUAACUGGCUUGCUGCUGGUCUAGAUAAACAUAGAGCUGACUUUUCAGUGCUGAUUUGGGAUAUCUGCAGCAAAUAUACUCCUGAUAUAGUUCCCUUGGAGAAAGUAAGACUUUCAGCAGGUGAAACUGAAACAACAUUAUUAGUAACAAAACCACUUUAUGAGCUAGGGCAGAAUGAUGCCUGCCUCUCUCUCUGUUGGCUUCCACGAGACCAGAAACUUCUCCUUGCAGGUAUGCAUCGUAACCUGGCCAUUUUCGAUCUUCGGAAUACAAGCCAAAAGAUGUUUGUGAAUACAAAAGCUGUUCAGGGGGUGACAGUAGACCCAUACUUCCAUGAUCGUGUUGCUUCCUUCUAUGAAGGCCAGGUUGCAAUAUGGGAUCUUAGGAAAUUUGAGAAGCCAGUUUUAACUUUGACUGAGCAACCUAAGCCCCUAACAAAAGUAGCAUGGUGUCCAACUCGGACUGGUCUGCUUGCAACUUUAACAAGGGAUAGUAAUAUUAUUAGAUUAUAUGAUAUGCAGCACACACCCACUCCCAUUGGGGAUGAAACUGAACCCACAAUAAUUGAAAGAAGUGUGCAACCUUGUGAAAAUUACAUUGCUUCUUUUGCUUGGCAUCCAACAAGUCAGAAUCGAAUGAUAGUUGUAACUCCCAACCGAACAAUGUCUGACUUCACUGUUUUUGAAAGAAUAUCUCUUGCCUGGAGCCCAAUUACAUCUUUAAUGUGGGCUUGUGGUCGUCAUUUGUAUGAAUGUGCAGAAGAAGAAAACGAUAAUUCUUUAGAAAAGGACAUAGCAACAAAGAUGCGCCUUCGAGCUUUAUCAAGGUACGGUCUUGAUACAGAACAGGUGUGGAGAAACCAUAUUUUAGCUGGAAACGAAGAUCCACAGCUCAAGUCACUCUGGUAUACUCUGCACUUUAUGAAGCAGUAUACAGAAGAUAUGGAUCAGAAAUCUCCAGGCAACAAAGGAUCAUUGGUUUAUGCAGGAAUUAAAUCAAUUGUAAAAUCAUCUUUGGGAAUGGUGGAAAGUAGCAGACAUAGUUGGAGUGGGUUGGAUAAGCAAACUGAUAUUCAGAAUUUAAAUGAAGAGAGAAUCUUAGCUUUGCAGCUUUGUGGAUGGAUAAAGAAAGGAACAGAUGUAGAUGUGGGACCAUUUUUGAACUCCCUUGUACAAGAAGGGGAAUGGGAGAGAGCUGCUGCUGUGGCCCUGUUCAACUUGGAUAUUCGACGAGCAAUCCAAAUCCUGAAUGAAGGGGCAUCUUCAGAAAAAGGUGAUCUGAAUCUUAAUGUGGUAGCCAUGGCUUUAUCGGGUUAUACGGAUGAGAAGAACUCCCUUUGGAGAGAAAUGUGCAGCACUUUACGAUUACAAUUAAACAACCCGUAUCUGUGUGUCAUGUUUGCAUUUCUGACAAGUGAUGCAGGAUCUUAUGAUGGAGUAUUGUAUGAAAACAAAGUUGCGGUGCGUGACAGAGUGGCAUUUGCUUGUAAAUUCCUGAGUGAUAGUCAGUUAAAUAGAUAUAUCGAAAAGUUGACGAAUGAAAUGAAAGAGGCUGGAAAUUUGGAAGGGAUACUUCUUACAGGCCUCACUAAAGAUGGAGUGGACUUAAUGGAGAGUUAUGUCGACAGAACUGGAGAUGUCCAGACAGCAAGUUACUGCAUGUUACAGGGUUCUCCUUUAGAUGUUCUUAAAGAUGAAAGAGUUCAGUAUUGGAUUGAGAAUUACAGAAAUUUAUUGGAUGCCUGGAGGUUUUGGCACAAACGAGCUGAAUUUGAUAUUCACAGGAGUAAGUUGGAUCCCAGUUCUAAGCCUUUAGCACAGGUGUUUGUGAGUUGCAAUUUUUGUGGGAAGUCUAUCUCCUAUAGCUGUUCAACUGUGCCCCAUCAGGGCAGAGGUUUUAGUCAGUAUGGUGUCAGUGGAUCACCAACGAAAUCUAAAGUCACAAGUUGCCCUGGAUGUCGAAAACCCCUUCCUCGAUGUGCACUUUGCCUCAUUAAUAUGGGAACACCUGUUUCUAGUUGUCCUGGAGGAUCCAAAUCCGAUGAAAAAGUAGACUUGAGCAAGGACAAAAAAUUAGCUCAAUUUAACAACUGGUUUACGUGGUGUCACAAUUGCAGGCACGGUGGGCAUGCUGGACAUAUGCUUAGUUGGUUCAGGGAUCAUGCUGAGUGUCCUGUCUCUGCCUGCACGUGUAAAUGUAUGCAGCUGGAUACAACAGGGAAUCUGGUACCUGCAGAGACUGUCCAGCCAUAAAAUGUUAUCACCUAAAAAACCUUCAAGUGUGGAACUUUCUAAUAGAUGUCCUUCAUAGCUCAGAAACAUACCUCAGAACAAGUCACACAUGACUUUCCUGUAAUGGGAAAAUAAAUCAUUCUAUCAAAUCAGCAAUUUGAUGUUUGAGUGAUUUUGAUGUACUUUACAGAGACAAAUGCUACUAAAAUGAACAUCAGAGUGUGAGUAUGAGUUUUGUUCAGUAGGUUGAAAAAAUUCAUUUUGGAGAGAACUUUGUAGCAUUUCAUUGAAAUUAUGAAAACUGUGUAAGCAGAAUUUCUGGAAUAACCAAGAAUAGACCUUGAACCCAUACUUUUUAUGUUGAAAUUUGAUCUUUCAGCAAAAUCUGUACACUUUUAAAUCGAAUAUGACCAUUGAUUUAUAUAAUAGUUUAAGCUCACCCAUGCUUAAAUUCUUUUCAGAUGAAUUUAAAAUUGUGGAUUUUUAUUAUUACUUUUAGAAUUAGGGAGCACCCUACCCUACACUGGAGACUUAUUUAUCAAGGUAUGAUUGAUAAAUAUAUUUUUGUAGAGUCUUUUCCUUCAUACACUUUUAAGAUAAAUCUUUUGGUACAAAAUAUUAUUGUCUUCCUAAGACCAGUCAAAAUUGAAAAUGUCUUCCAACUUUUUCUCUUCUGAAGAGAAAAAUAUGCAUCAUUUCAAGGGAACAUAUAAAAUUUUACAUUUAUCCCUUUAUAAUAUCCUGGUUUGUCUUCAGAGAUUUCUCUCCCUAUUAAUUCAUCAUCUUAUGUUCAUCAUCUAGGAGCUUUUUACUGAAUACAAAGUCUAUACAAGAUUAUAUUUGACCAACCAUUCAACAUAAUCUUGUCAGUAUGUCCUUCUGUCAUAUUGCCUUUGUGGAUUAUCCUGUUUUUUCUAAGGUAGACUGGAGAUGUUGGGAAAAACAAGGUUACUUUGGAGACAAUUUUACACUGAAUAUCAAGUUGCUAAAAUUAAGUAUUUUGGGGCCAGUUCAGGGGCUAUAUUUUUAAAUUUUAUUUUUUCCCCUUUCACAGUAGAUAGUUGGACGAGAAAUACAAAGGAUUUAUACCAUCAUCUGACAUAUGCAGGGGACGGAACUGAAUUUCCUAGUUGAAGUUGCAUAUAUAGAAAAAUAAAAUGUAAGCCUAAAAGUUAGUUAUUUUAAUAGAUUUUCAAGAAAGAAAUCUAAACUGAAGAAUUUUAGGAGCUUUCAUGUUAGCAAUUUUACCUGGUGAAACUAAAUUGUAUUAGAUUAAUUUGAGAUCUGACCUAUGUACUGAACAGAAGUAGAUAAAAUUUUUUACUUUGAGAUCUGUUACAAAAGGCCCUUUUCUUUCUUCCUUCCUUCCUUUCUUCCUUCCUUCCUUCCUUCCUUCCUUCCUUCCUUCCUUCCUUCCUUCCUUCCUUCCUUCCUUUCUUUCUUUCUUUCUUUCUUUCUUUCUUUCUCUCUCUCUCUCUCUCUCUCCUCUCUCUCUCUCUCUCUCUCUCUCUCUCUCUCUCUCUCUCUCUCUCUCUCUUUCUUUCUUUCUUUUUUGUCUUUUUAGGUCCCCACUAGCAUCAUAGGAAGUUCCCAGGCAAGGGGUCAAAUGGGAGCUAUAGUUGUUGGCUGACGUGGCAGCGUCAGAUCUUUAACCCACCAAGCGAGGCCAGGGAUGGAACCCACGUUCUAAUGGGUACUAAUCGGGUUUGUUACCGCUGAGCCAUGAUGGGAGCUCCAGUGAUGAUGGUCUUUUAUUUAAAUGAAAGAACUGGGUUAUGUAUAAUUUUUCCUUUAAACAAAGAUUGUUAUUAAGGGGACUUUUUCCAGUCUUCUUUUAAGUAAAUCUUCCUGAUUUCAUUUUACUGAAACAUACAUUUACCUUUAAAAUUGCUUUAAUUGAAAUAUUUCUUUCAAAUUUACUGUGUCCAAAAUAUGAAAAGUCAGCCUUAAGUACUGUCAGACUGCCAUACACUUUUUCAUUUCUUCUUAGCUAAAGUAAAUUUUUUAAAUUUACAUUUAGAAUAGGGUUAUAUGUAAAUAUUUAUAAUUUUGGGAAGUACAGUACAAGACAAAGUCUAUUAUAUAAAUAAUCUUGUUUGUAAUCAUAUGGGGUGACUUUUUAAGAAUAAUUUUUUAUGUCUGUGUGUCAACCUCCUAAUAUUUUCUUUGAAGCUCAGAUAUUCAUAUAAGAUGUCUGCUGUAUUUAUUUUGCAUUUUGUUGACUAUGAAAAUAGAUUUUUUUUUCAUUUUUAUUACUAGGUUACUAAUAUUUGGAGUUAUAAACUUAACAAGGUAUUUUACCUGAACAUAUUCAAUAGAAGUGUGUUUGAUAAAAGGUGUUUUUGUUAUUUUUUUAAAGAAUUGAAUAAAUUUGGAUUGAAGUCAGCAUGUCUAAUCUAGAAAUUAUCUAUGACCACUCUAUAAAUAACCCAAUAAAGAAAGUAAUAUCAGUACUGA